This is a messenger RNA of Lichtheimia ornata, 1980 nucleotides long. RefSeq lists its product as uncharacterized. The transcript is spliced from 2 exons. Lineage: Eukaryota; Fungi; Mucoromycota; Mucoromycetes; Mucorales; Lichtheimiaceae. Gene Ontology annotation, molecular function: protein binding. The record is from RefSeq and is a predicted model, not a curated record. Bases 1 to 1980 code for a protein of 659 amino acids.
AUGGCAGAUUCCAUUUGGCACGCUUUAUGCAAACAUCCCACUCAGCCUGUGUCAACUGAAAAAUAUGCAACGAUUGUGGACGAUGCAACCACUCAACUCCAUGAACCCAUUCACUCCAUCCUGUCAACUUUGAAUCGGCGCGCCAUGGCAUUGACCAAGCUUGCCAACUUUGAAUCAGCUCUUCACGAUGCCAAAGCUAUACAACAGCUGUCACCCUCUUUAGCGCUUGGCUAUAUACGUGCAGCCGACAUUCACAGUGAACAAGGAAAACAGCAACAAGCGAUUGACGUAUGCAUCAAGGGACUCGAUGUUGUCGAUGCCAACGAUCAUGGUUAUGCCACAUUGCAACGAGCCAAAAUGGAUGCUGAGCAACGCCUAGACACACGCAUCGACUUUAUAAGCGAACUGCCUCUCGACGUUGCUAAUACAAGCCUCGUUCCCAUGUUUAUCGACCGCCAUUUACAAUGGGAUGUACAAUGUCCUUAUUUGUAUGUGUCCAAUCUAUGGCGCAAUUGUGUUUUUCAAUUCAUGGAUGGAUCAGAAUUCGACAUUCUAUAUCAAGGCGACGAUCUUACACCAGUCGUUCAGCUUGCUCGUCAUCUCAAGAUAUUGGAGGUUGAUGAAUAUUCAAAAGGCACAUGGCUUGGUGACUUACUACGCAAUAAUGACUUUGGCUCUUUACAGCAGCUAACCAUUGGUGACGUCUCGGCCAAUUGUGUUAAUCACUUCGUUUCAUCAUUGAAGGCCGUCAGCAGCACUUUGACACAUCUUGAAAUUGAGCACGAUGGAGAGACAACCCUACCGAUCGGCGACAUUCUUGUCAACUGUCCCAAUCUGGUAUCCCUCGAGAUAACUCAGCCCAAUGCAGCACCAGAUAUCAGCUCCCUUCCAAUGACGACAUGGCCCAAAUUAACGACCUUCAACAUGUUUUUGUGUGGAAAAAACAUGAUUACCUGUGAUGAGAUCAUAGCGAUUGGCAAACGUUUUCCGUCACUCAAGAGGUUACAAGUUUCCCCAUGCGAAGAUAUGGAAUCAACACGCGUUGUCUUGGAUCAUUAUCCAUGGAUGAACAGCCUUUGCCUUAUCACGUUUGUUGUGGGGUCCUGUAUGAUUUUUCUCGACGAUGGACCCCGAUGUGAAGAUGUUGGGAUUACGAGACUCGAUCUCAUCACCUAUUGUCGGGAAAAUGGUCCUUGGAAACGCGUUAUUCACAUACUACAACAGCAUCAAAAAACGCUCGAAUCCAUCGACUUCGACGUGGCUACUUCCAAUGAACCCAGAGAGAUCUACAGCAUUGAGUACGCUCGAUUGAAGAAACUUCGUCUUUGCAAAUCUGGAUGGUGGAUACCGCACAAUGCACCUAUGCUUGAGGAAUUGGAGAUAUCAUGGUCCUGCUCACUUGGUUCAGAGUCUACCAUGCCUGACGCCAUACCAUUGCCGCCAACUUUGAAAAAACUGGAGCUACGCUUGUAUCCUGGAAAUAAUGAUACCGAGAAAGCGCCUCUUGAACGAUGCAUUCAUCAAUAUGCCCAUCAUCCCCAGUUGAAAGAACUUGUUAUUGCGUUUGACAUGUCCAAGGAUAUCGACAAUGUGCUAGAUGCAAUCCAUCACCUUGGUCAUCUUGAAUGUUUGAGCAUUGAAUGUGCUGGUAAUUGGGAUACCAUUCACAUGCAACGAUUCUUUGAUGGGCUUGGCAAAGGAUGUCCACGUUUAUCGAGCCUUGUGAUCAGCUGCAGACACGUCCCAGAAAUGUACCCAAUGAAUGCUUUGAAACGGCUCGAACAUUUGGAGGAAUUUGGGGUUUCGAUCAAGAACACACAUGACGACGAUGGGUUUUGGCAUGCAAUUCAAACCUUUUCACAACUGAAGCGUAUCCAUGUAUACCCUGGAAAUGGAACCAAUAUGGAUCAUCUUCGCCGCCUCCAUGAACAAAGGCCUGAUUUGAAGAUUGUCGUCAACAAACGGCUGACAUUCCGGUGA